Mesocricetus auratus (golden hamster) is the source of this 2758-nucleotide messenger RNA. It is a transcript of the gene Odf2l, whose product is annotated as outer dense fiber of sperm tails 2 like. The transcript is spliced from 17 exons. The coding region runs from base 285 to 2219 and encodes 644 amino acids. Gene Ontology annotation, cellular component: ciliary basal body; centrosome. Lineage: Eukaryota; Metazoa; Chordata; Mammalia; Rodentia; Cricetidae. The record is from RefSeq and is a predicted model, not a curated record. Gene Ontology annotation, biological process: negative regulation of cilium assembly.
GGGGCGUCCGUUUCCAGAGAAGCCGAGGUUCGGUUACUAUCGACGCUUGGGUUCUUCGGUGGAGACGCUGUGGCCACCGCUGCCUGGGCCGGCGACUCAUCGGCGUCUGGCCUCGCGCGCCCCGUCCGUCCUCCUGGCCGUUCUCGCUUCCCUCUGCGCUCGCUGUCUGCCGAGGCGACCCGGCGCCGGGCAGGAUCUCAGCGGACGCUCCGGCCGUCGUAGCUUUCAGCAUCUGUGGGAAAGUUGUUGCUGAAGCAUCCUAUUAAAAGAGAGCUACUGAGUUGAUGGAGACACCUCCUAGCGAUGGAAGUCAUCCAGAGGGACUCUUUCCAUGCUUCACACAGGAGAGAGCACCUGUCCCACAGAGUGCCAGUGAGAAUGACCUCAGCAGCCUCAUGCAGGACAUCUUCAUUGGCAAGAUGGAGACGGAGUUGCAGGCAAUGCUUAAGGAAGCUGAGUCGGCAUCCUGUUCAGUAGAGUUACUUUUGCCAUUAUUUAAGAACACUGUGGAAGGAAUUAACUUAGAAAAUGUUAAUCAUUCUGCAACCAAUUUGAAGAAGAUUUUUGAACAGCAAGAAAUAUUAUCAAAAGAAUUAGACACUUUUAAUCGUGUGAAAUUAGCCUUAGAACAACUUCUUAAACAGACACACUAUGAACAAACAGCAGAGAACUCACCCAGCUUGCUGAAGGAUCUCAGUGACAGUGAAAGUGAGAAUAGUAAUCUUAAGAGGAGGGUACUUGAAAAAGAGGCCUAUAUCGGAGAACUUUCCAGUCUGUUUGAGAAUGAAAAGGAAAGCGCUUUGAAAGCAAACCGGUUUUCCCAGUCAGUCAAAGUAGUGCAUGAUCGUCUGCACCUCCAAAUCCAGAAAAGGGAAGCUGAGAAUGACAAGUUAAAAGAGCACGUGAGGAGCUUGGAAACCCAAAUAGCCAAGUGGAACUUGCAGGUGAGAAUGAAUAAGCAGGAGGCUGUAGCCAUCAAAGAAGCAAGUAGGCAGAAAGCUGUGGCUCUGAAAAAAGCAUCGAAAGUUUACAGACAAAGGCUGAAACACUUUGCAGGGGAUAUUGAACACCUCACUGCCCAGAUCCGAGAUCAGGAAGCCAAAUUGUCUGAAACACUUUCAGCUUCCAAUGCCUGGAAAAGUCAUUAUGAGAAAAUCGCAAUAGAGAAAACUGAACUGGAAGUUCAGAUCGAAACAAUGAAAAAGCAAAUCGUUAAUCUUUUGGAAGAUUUGAAGAAAGUGGAAACUCAUGGAAAAAAUUCAUGUGAAGAAAUCCUUAGAAAACUUCACUCACUUGAAGAUGAAAAUGAAGCACUAAAUACUGAGAAUAUGAAGUUAAAGGGUAUGCUUGACGCUUUGAAGGAUGAAGUUGUUUCUGUUGAAAAUGAGCUUGUAGAAUUGCAAGAAGUAGAAAAACGACAGAAAAAUCUCAUCGACGUAUAUAAAACUCAGGUACAAAAGUUGCAAGAAGCAGCUGAAGUGGUAAAAAGCAGAUGUAAACAUUUGCUACGGGAAAAUAACCUAAUAAUAAAAAAUAAAAACAAAAAGUUAGAGAAGAUGAGAGGCCAGGUGGAGUCUCACUUGAAGCAGGUAGAGCGCGCCCGCCACUCCUUCGCGUCAGCCGAACAGAGACUUCACGAGUGUCAGGAGAGUCUGCAGCGCUGCAAGGAGAAGUGUGCGGAGCAGGCGCACACCGUUAGGGAGCUGCAGGGCCAGGUUGAUGAAAACGAUAGCCUUCUAACCAAGCUUUCUCUUGAGGAGGAGAAUUAUCUCAUUCAGUUAAAGUGUGAAAACCUUAAAGAGAAGUUGGAGCAGAUGGAUGCCAAGAAUAAGGAGCUGGAGAAGAAGCUGGCUGACCAAGAGGAGCAUCUGAAGCGCAGCGACCUGGAGCUGAGAGAGAAGGCUGCAGAGUGCGCAGUGCUGUCCAGGCAGCUGGAGGCCGCUCUGGAUGAAGGGAGACAAAAGGUUUCUGAAGAAGUAGAGAAAAUGUCAUCUAGAGAGAGGGCUUUGCAAAUUAAAAUAUUAGAUCUGGAAACUGAGCUUAGAAAGAAAAAUGAAGAGCAAAACCAACUUGUUGGCAAAAUGAACAGUAAAGCCCAGCACCAGGAUAUUUGUCUGAAAGAAAUACAGCACAGUCUUGAGAAGUCGGAGAACCAAAAUGAGAGCAUUAAGAACUACUUGCAGUUUCUUCAGCUUUCCUAUGUAACAAUGUUUAGAUAAAUUGUCAAAUUUAUUGAUUGCUGACUGUUAUACUUUAUGAGUUUUAGCUUACCAGUGUUAGAGUUUGUAUGUGAAGGUAUUUGAGACAUAAUUUAUUUUCUGAUUGAAACUUUAAGAAAUGGUAGCUGUUAGUGUUCCUUUUUACUAGAUAAUUUGCAUUGAACUCUGGUUUCUCUUUUUAAAAAAAUAUUAAUUUUAAAGUAUUUUUCUCUAUAUAUGCAAAAAUAAGAAUUAUUCUUAUGAACCAUUGAAGUAAAUUUGUAAUAAAUAUAGGCCAAUUAUGAACCAAAUACAUGGUUUUUUUUUUUUUUUUUGGUUUUUCGAGACAGGGUUUCUCUGUAUUGUUUUGGAGGCUGUCGGUCCAGCCUGGCCUCGAACUCACAGAGAUCUGCCUGCCUCUGCCUCCCAAGUGCUGGGAUUAAAGGUGUGCGCCACCACCGUCCGGCGAUGGUUUUAAAUUAUGUAUUUUCUUCUUUUAUAUUGUAAUUGUAAUGCUAUAUAAAUAAAAUAGUAAGCAAUUUAAUUCUAAUAAUGAUAAA